Penicillium paradoxum is the source of this 1611-nucleotide messenger RNA. RefSeq names its product asparagine--tRNA ligase SLM5. Gene Ontology annotation, cellular component: mitochondrion. Gene Ontology annotation, molecular function: ATP binding; asparagine-tRNA ligase activity. Gene Ontology annotation, biological process: asparaginyl-tRNA aminoacylation. The record is from RefSeq and is a predicted model, not a curated record. The transcript has 3 exons. NCBI's taxonomy places the organism in Eukaryota, Fungi, Ascomycota, Eurotiomycetes, Eurotiales, Aspergillaceae. Bases 1 to 1611 code for a protein of 536 amino acids.
AUGCAGAUAUGGCGGCGAACCUUCGCCACGUCUGUGGGCAGACUUAGCCAAAACUCAGCAAUUAAUUCUCGGCCUUCGAUUGUGCGAUGUGCGCAGAUCCUCCAAGCUAGCAAGAAUGGUGGAGUGUGCAGCUUCGAGGACCAAGAAAUCAAAGUGAAUGGGUUCGUUCGGUCUGUACGAAAGCAGAAACGGUUCGCAUUCGCAGAGAUCUCUGAUGGCUCAACCGUGGAGCCACUGCAGGCAAUUCUGAAACCCGCGCAAGCAGCAGACUUAUCAACCGGAACCGCGAUCGAGAUAUCAGGUAUUUGGAAAGCCUGCCCACCAGGCAAAGAACAAACCCAUGAGCUUCAAACAACCGAUGUAACGAUUGUAGGCGCAUCGGAUCCAGAGACGUUUCCGAUCCAGAAGAAGUACCACAGCCCCGACUUCCUGCGCCAGAUUCCUCAUCUUCGUAUCCGAACUCCCCUCAAUUCUCUUCUCUCGCGGUUCCGGUCUGAAUGCAUGUUCCAACUUGCCAAUGUCUUCCAUUCUCAUCCGGAUGGAGCAUUUACACAAGUUCAGCCUCCCCUUAUAACGUCGUCGGACUGUGAAGGCGCAGGCGAGACAUUCACCUUGGCACCACGCGGUGCCGCUACACCCACCGCUGAGAACGAGCAUUUCUUCCGCGCGCCAAAAUACCUCACCGUGUCCUCGCAGCUGCAUCUUGAAGCCUACGCCGCAGAAUUGGGCAACGUAUGGACAUUAACACCCGUGUUCCGAGCGGAGAAGAGUGAUACACCGCGUCACCUUAGCGAAUUCUAUAUGCUCGAAGCCGAAGUCAACUUCAUGUCCGAUCUUGAUUCGCUCACCGGAUUAGUGGAAUACCUGCUGCGCGAUCUGACGCGUCGUCUAUAUAACACUCCUGUGGGACAAGAAAUAUUGACAGCAAAACGGUCUGGUGAGCCGGGACAGGACACCAGCGCUGAGAGUGUGGGGACUCUACGGCAAAGAUGGACCGAUUUGAUGGAUGGACCGAAAUGGGCCCGCAUCACAUACACACAAGCCGUGGAGAUGCUCCAACGUGCUGCCGCCGAAGAUGGUGCAUCAUUUGAGCAUCCCCCAACGUGGGAUGGAGGGCUACAGCUUGAGCAUGAAAAGUACAUCGUCGAGGUGCUGCACCAGGGACGUCCUGUCUUUGUCACGGACUACCCGAAAUCAGUGAAGCCCUUUUAUAUGGCUCCUUCGCAGGUUGCGGAAGGCAGCAACACUCCUGGGGAGACAGUGGCAUGCUUCGACUUGCUCCUUCCCGAAGUCAGUGAAGUUGCUGGAGGCUCCCUGCGCGAGCAUCGCCUACCCAAUAUUAUCCAGAAUAUGCGCGAGCACGGCCUGAUUAAGGCCCGACAACUUUCCGAGUCCGGAGAUCCAGUUUCAGGCGAGCCGGUGUACCCUUACCUUUCGCCCGACGAGGACUUGAGCCACCUUCAAUGGUACGCUGACCUCCGACGCUGGGGCUCUGCCCCUCACGGAGGCUUUGGACUAGGAUUUGAUCGAUUCUUGGGAUAUUUGAGUGGCGUGUCCAGCGUGCGGGAUAUUGUAUCUUUCCCAAGAUACUUUGGCCGUGCUGAUUGCUGA